CGAAGAGCUGUUAAGGCUAUCGGCAUCGGACUCUAAGCUCUGCCAUCGGCGACGCCUCGCUAAGUCGUCCUCCUGCAGCGAGGAGCAGCGUCGCAAGCGCGCUGGUGGGAGCCCGCCUGCCUCUGCAGCGCCUCCGAAAAAUCGACCCUCGCUGCUACAUCCGGCGAAUCUCAUUCAAAUUGCGCUUACGAUUGUAGCGUACGCAUCUCCUACUGGCCUUUGGCGUCAUUGACGCGCGCUUGGUGAGUAGCCCUCCAUGGAUGCGUACUUCUAUACUGCGCAACGUCCCUUCUGGUUUCGUGGCGCCUUCUUUCGCUCGUCAGCGGCGCUCGUUCGCGAUUCGUUGUUGCUCGAAUCUAGAGCAAGCUGCUUCGAUCACGGCUGCAUGCGCGUGGCGUAUGUUAUCAUCGGGCUACGACGACGGCUCCGCUUGGGAUGCAAUCCCGCUGGAGAUGGUGGUGCGCUUCGGGAGCGUCGUCGUGGCCUGCAGACUUGUCCGGUUGCAGAGAUGUCUUCCUUGCGUCUUGUUGCUUUGCAACAUCGCAUGCAGUUCUGCCACACGUAAACGUCCGCAUUGGGCAAGCGCGCGUGAGAUCUAUGCAAGGAGGAUGCAGGCAGGCCCGGGGCGGGCGGCGGCACAGGUCGCGGACGCGGACGCGUCAAGACGCUCGCAUGCACGCGUGCAUCUUUGUCCCGCUCUGCGGGCGCGGGUCGUGUCACCGUUGCUUUGGGUCGCUUCAAUCUCGUUAGGCUCCUUUGCGGCCAGCUAGGGGUCCGGUCGGCCAGUCAAAUCUUGCUUGGCUCGUUCGACUACGCGGGAGCUAAGGAAAGUCAGACCGGUCGCUUGCGGCUCUUGAAUGUUCGGAGCAGCUUGUACCGAAAGCGUUGCGCAGCGAAGC
Molecule: messenger RNA, 899 nt
Organism: Ceraceosorus guamensis
Lineage: Eukaryota; Fungi; Basidiomycota; Exobasidiomycetes; Ceraceosorales; Ceraceosoraceae
Exons: 2
Coding region: 261-770 (169 amino acids)
Source: RefSeq, a predicted model, not a curated record